UGGAAGUGUAUGCACCAUGCGCGCCCUGAACGUGAAGUCUGGAGACGCAUGGCGUAAAGAGGAGCGGCUUGAUUCCGUCCAAUGAGAGAACGGCUGAAGUUAUUAUUUUAAAACGUCAGACAGCUGCGUGGUGUAAAUAGGCCCUGAAUCUAGAACAAUCUGACGAGGUUUUCCACGGUAAGACAUUUUUAAGAUAUUCUACGACAAUCCAAUAAAUGUGUUGAAGCCUGUCUUCAGCAAACCAAAAUGCAUAAAAAUGACUGUAGCCUGUAUAUAUUUCUGCCCCAUUGAAUCGUCUGUAGACUGUCGCAUGUAUAUAUUUCUGCCCCAUUGAAUCGUCUGUAGACUGUCGCAUUUAUAUAUUUCUGCCCCAUUGAAUCGUCUGUAGACUGUCGCCUGUAUCCAUUUCUGCCCCCAUUGAAUCGUCUUUAGCUUAUUGGUAGAUGUGCUCUAGUAGAUUAAAGUAAACGUUAUAAAGUCGUAGAUUCAAUACACAUGAAUAAUGCAAGGUUGAAUUGAUCCUAGGUUGACGUGUGUUUUUCCCCCAGAUGGCCAUGUCUCUGGCUGACAGAGCUCUAGGAGCCAUCAUUGGAUCAGCUGUAGCCGACGCAGCAGGUAAUGGACCCACAAUACUGAAUGAAUCAUAAAACUGUAAUACAAAUCUUUGGCUUUACUGUAUAAAUAGCCUGGCUUUUGUAUAAAUGUGGAGUUUUUUUCUUUUUCUUGACCAACGAUCUGAGCAGGAAAAAACUCCAGGUGCUAUAGUUCAAGCCUGUCAACAGGGCCCAGUUUUUACACAUUUUUUUUUCUUCUAUAAUGUUGUUGGAAUUUGGGUUUAUAGAGCUCAUCACAUGGUCACAUGGUCACUUAAACUGUGUCAUUGUAUUCAGCAUCAGCAUGUAGUAACUCUUUUGAAUAAUGUUGAAAACCUGCACUGUCCCAUACAGCCCAGCAAAUUUUUUAAGGGUAAAAUUAUACAAGAUACACAUAAUAUCUUGGGUCCCCUGUAGCUCAGUUGGUAGAGCAUGGCGUUUUCAACGCCAGGGUUGUGGGUUCGAUUCCUAUGGAGGAGGGAGGGGGGGGGGGCAGUAUGAAAAAUGUAUGCACUCCCUAAACUGUAAGUCGCUCUGGAUAAGAGCGUCUGCUAAAUGACUAAAAUGUCAAAUGUAAUAAUAAACACAUAUUUUACUUUGGCCAUAAGCUUCCCUUCAAAAUGUUUUGGUGUAUGACAUGACGCCACUCUGUCUGUCAACCCCACCCCAGCCCAGCCCCUGCACUGGGUGUACGACUUGGAUAAGUUGGAUGUCUUCCUGAAUGAGGCCCCUACACCCGAAUUCAGGCCCAAGUCAGCCAACCCUUUCUACCGCCGUGACACGGGCAACCAGAGCUGCUAUGGGGACCAGGCCUUCGUGUUGCUGGAAUCACUGUCUGAAUGUGGAGGUAGUUAACGGUUCUAUUCUAGUGUAGUUAGUUGGAAUCACUGUCUGUCUGAAUGUGGAGGUAGUUAACGGUUCUAUUCUAGUAUUGUGUGGCACUUUAUGCAGCUGUGUAACUAACAGUUCUCUUAACCCCAAACUAUUCCUUAGCCACAUAAAUUCUCAUUGUUUUGUUCCCAUUUCUUCAGGUCUGAACGUCGAUGAUCUGAGGAAGAGGACGUAUAACUUCUUUGGGCCCAGGUCGGAGUAUGACACCCCUGUCAAUGACCCGUACAGGGAUAGGAGUGGUAAGGAAACCCGCUGAUGAAGGCUGACAAUAAUGAAUACACUCCAUUCAGGAUGACAUGGUGGAUAAAUAUAGUUGGAUCUAAAAUUCAACAAACAUGACAGGACUGUGAGCAUGUAUUUUUAGGCUGUGGAUAUCCGACCAGCAGAUCCCUAACCUUAACCCUUGCUUUACCCUCACCCUAACCUCCCCCUUUCCCCUAUGUCAGGGAAACUGGCCCCUAACCAUGCAUGUUAAUGAUUGUCAAAAAGCUGAAAACCAACGUAAUUGUUGUAUUCCUGAAAUGUGUUUUUGUGUGUGUAAUGUAAGGACCCAGACCUCAGCUGCCCAUUGAGGGACCAUGGAGACAUGCAAGUAUAAAGAGCUUCAUGAAAAAUAUGGACGCAGGCAAGGAAGAAACAGGUAAACAAUAAUAAUAACAACAACAACAACAUUAUGCGUAAACGAUUAGUUACUGGAGUGUAACUCCAGUUCUAUGAGUGGAGCGGAGCCCCAUAGGGGAGCUCUGCUCCUAUUGGUUUACCCUCUGCCCUAAGGCAGCAUCAGCCUGAGACAAAAUUAUGCACACACCUGCAGCCAAUAGGAGUACAGGUGUCCCUAUAAGAGGGGAUGCCUCCCCUCAAUCUGCCUCCCGAGAUAUUUAUCUUCAGCGAGACUAGAGAGGGUCGGCAGGGCCUUAAGUCCUAUGGGGCUCCGCUCCACUCAUAGAACUGGAGUUACACUCCGGUAACUAAUCGUUCUAUAUCGUGGAGCUCCGCCCCAUAGGGGAGCUCUGCUCCUGUUGGUUUAAGGCGGAGCGUAGCGCUCUAAAAUGUACUCCCUGCCGAGCCCAACACUUCCCAUCGAAACGAAAAGGUCAGGCCUAGCAAUGGCUGCGACCAAGUCCCGCAGUACUGCAACUAAAAACCCAUACGGGCGUCACAAUAUACCGCGUCAUCGGUUAAAGACCCGCCCCACCUAGUCCAAUGGCAAUGCCAAUGACUAGUGGGCAGAUCACCAGAAUAGAAGCCAUACUAAUCUGUACUAGCAGAUAGAUGUGCCUCAAUAUCCUGUGAAAACACUACCGACCACUAAUGGAAUGACACAAAGUGUCACUCUACAUUGUGAACGCGGUAGACCGCCUCACUCACUCAAUGGAAUCCCAGAGAUUAGUGGGCAGGAACAAAAUAUGGGUCAUACUAAAACUGAACAAGCAGAUAGAUGACCUCACAUUCUGUCAAUCAACGCAUGCCUCUACUGUACUGAACCUGUCAGUCAGGAGUCAUGCCACAAAAUGUUUUCUUAUCCAAAGCGGACCUGAUGGAAACCUUAUCCAUAGUCCUGCUUUUUUCUCUCUUCCUAGCUCAAGAUCUCCCUUCAGCUAUGCUGAGUACAGACCGAGCCAAAGAGUUAGAAAACACAUCUAAGAGAUAGAAACGGAUAAAUGGAGACUGCGUCGACCAGAAUGCUGCUCUUCAGAUAUCCUCUACCCCUGUUCCUCUAAAAAGGGCAGUAGAAGCCGCUACUCCACGAGUGGAGUGAGCUCUGAUACCCUGAGGCAAUUGCCGCCCCGCUGCCUCAUAAGCUGUCUCAAUGCCUUCACAAAGCCAGUGAGACAACCGCUGUUUUGAAAGUGGUUUACCUAGUGCAGCCGCACCGUGACACACAAACAACUGAGGCGAUGACCUAAUCGCUGCUGUGCGCUCGACGUAACACGCCCAAACGCGUACCGGGCACAGGCGAUGGAGCUUUUCCUCACUCCUCUCUCUAUGAGGAGGAGGAGAAAAAGCCCACAGCUCCACGGUCUGUGACCUAUAUGAACUCUUAAUAACCUUCGGCACAAAUGCCGGGUUAGGACGUAACACUGCUCUGCUCAGGUCACCAUUGAUGGCCAGGCAGUCAGGUCUCGUCGAAAAAGCACACAAAUCACUGACCCGCUUAGCUGUAGUCAAAGCGAGCAACAGUGCUGUCUUAAUAGACAGCAUCUUGAGGGGUAUUUGAUUCAAUGGCUCGAACGGCGACUUACAUAGCGCUUCGAGUACCAAAGCCAAAUCCCACUGAGGAAGCGUGACUCUAGGUGUUGACCUAAGUCGCCGCGUUCCUAAUAGGAAGCGUUUCACUAGAGGGUGGCUAAAGACAUUGUCUCUGCCAAACCCCUCAUGACAAGCUGAAAUCGCUGCUGCAAACACCCUAAUAGUGGCAGGCGAUUUUUGCUUAUCAAACAUGAGCUGUAGAAAAGAGAGAAUACUCUCCACCUGACAGCUCAUGGGGUCUACACCUUGUGUGACACACCAUCGUGAAAACACGUUCCAUCUACUGGCAUACAUCUUAGAAGUGGAACUGGCACGUGAACCCUGUAUGGUCCUGAUCACUGCAUCAGAUAACCCACGGCGCUCUAGCCUGUCCCUCUCAGCAGCCAGGCCUUCAGUGGUUGGCCGAUUAUGGGCAAUUUCCCUAUCGUGCCUCCCGCCUGAGACAACGCGUCCCGUCGAUGUGGAAUUGGCCAAGGUGGCGCAAUCAACAUCUGACUCAUCUCCGCAAACCAAGGAGUCCCCGGGCGAUCGGGCGCUAUCAGUAUCACUGACAGCCCCCUUGACCUCACCCUGGCUAGCAGUGGGAGAAUGCAGGACAGCGGAGGGAAUGCAUACAGGAGAACUCUCGGCCACGGUUGGUGCGCAAAGGCGUCCCUUCCCAGUGGCGGUUCGUCCUGUUCCCUCAGAGAGAACCACAGAGGACAUUGCGCGUUCACGCGUGACGCGAAUAGGUCCACCUCGGCUCUCCCGAAUUGUUCCCAAAUCUGGAGAACAAUGUCCGGAUGCAGACACCACUCGUCGUCUCGAGGACCCCCUCUUGACAUGAGGUCUGCUCCUACGUUCAAGUAGCCCGGAAUGUGUGCUGCUCUCAAUGAGCGAAGGUGCUCGUGAGCCCACAGCCACAAUUCCUCUGCCGCCCGAUGGAGAGCAGGAGACCUGACUCCUCCCUGGCGAUUUAUGUGAGCUACUGUGGUCCGGUUGUCUGACCAGACCAGCACAUCGCGACCCCGAAGGGUAGACGCGAAGUCGGUCAGAACCAGUCGAACCGUUUCCAACUCCAAGAGGUUGAUAUGACGACCUGAUUGAUGCCACACACCUCCUAUCGCUUGGGUCUGACAUGUCCCUCCCCAUCCCGUCAGGGACGCAUCCGUGAAUACUGGGAUGUGAGAGGACACCUUCCUAUCGGGACUCCGUGCGUGAGAACGCACGGGUUUCUCCAAUAGUUCAGAUCUGCACUGAGCGAGAGGGGAACCACCACCAACCGAUGACGUUGACGCAAUGGGUCUAGUCUUGGUUGGGCGAACCAUCGCUGCAUCCUGCGCAUAUGCAGGAGUCCCAGCGGAACCACAGAGUGGGCUGACGACAUGAGACCCAAAAGUGACAUGAUCGACAGCGCCGUCACCGUGUGAUUCGGACGACACUUCCUCAGGGCUAGCAACAAGGCUACCCUUCGGGGGUCCGAAAUUCGAGCCCUCAUCCUCACAGUGUCUAGCUGUAUCCCCAGGUAGACAAUCUGAUGGGUGGGCCAGGGCGCGCUCUUUUUCCAAUUCACAGCAAACCCCAGACUUGUGAGAUGCAUCACUGUCUGUGUUGUGUGAGUGAUCGCCAGCUCUGCUGACGGGGCGAGAACCAGUAGAUCGUCCAGGUAGGCUAGUAGCCGUAUUCCCUGACGACGCAACGGUUCCAAUGCCGCCUCCACACACUUGGAAAAUGUGCGAGGUGCCAGGGCGUACCCAAAUGGCAUCCUCGUGUAUUCGUACGCCACCCCUUGAAAGGCGAACCGCAGAAACUUCCUGUGACGCGGCUGAACCGGCACAUGAAAGUACGCGUCCUUUAGGUCUAUGCUCGUACAAAAGUCCCCUCUCUGGACACAUUCCAGCAGACGUUUUGUCGUUAGCAUUCGGAAGGGCCGUUUGGUUAUGCUCUCGUUGAGAAUGCGUAAGUCCAAAAUCGGCCUCACUCCCCCCGUCUUUUUGGGCACUAGGAAAUAAGGCGAAUAUAGCCCUUUGUUCCUUUGCUCCCGGGGAACUACUGUCACCGCCUCCUUCGCCAAAAGUUCCGUAAUCUCUGUCAUCAGAGCGGCCACUUUGUCUGGCGUUUUCAUCACCGUCUCCACCACUCCCCUGAACGGGGGUGGGGUCCGGUGGAAUUGGAGAGCAUAACCCUUCUGCAACGUCUGUUCUAGCCAGCGUGAGAGGGUGCAGCUUCUUCGCCACUGCCAGCAAUGCAGAGAAAGCGGCUGAGCACGAAGCUGUGGUGCAUCCAGUAGGAAGGACCUGUAUUCCUCUAUGGCCCUUGCCGCCGCUGUUCUCCAACACUGAGGUGGUGGAACAGCCCAAGGCGGGCCUCCCAAGAAAGGGAGAGGAAACAUUAGUGCGUUCUGAACCAAAAGGGGGUCAGAAACGUCAGUUAAACCUGUAACCGUCGUAUUCCUGUCCUCCGUGAACGCAACGUGGGUCUGAAUUGCACUGACCGAGGCCACAGCCUGCGACAGGGCACCAUCCCCAGCAAGCGAUUGCGUCAUCGUAGGUGACUGCAAACCGUUAUUAGAGCCACUCACUACAAUACUCCUCGAAGUCUGUAAUACGAGGUCUCUAUGAGGUAACACAAGGCGGCGCCUUGAUACCGUUUUACCCUUCACCUUCUGUGUGUGUUCAACUCUGCACCUCUGGUGGGUUGAGUCACGCUCAGUGUGGUGAGUAUUAGCGCGUUCAAAGGAAAGUGGGGGCGCCGAUACAUUGGGCACCUUCAUGACCGUGGUAAUCGGGCCCUCCGUGAACGCAGCAUGGGUCUGAAUCGCACUAACCGAGACCUUAGUCUGCAAUAGUGCGCCAUCCCCAACUAGCGGCUGCGUCAUCAUGUCUCCUGACUGAGACUGCAGCCUGCUAUGAGAGGCACUCACUACAGUACUCCUUGGAGUCUGUAAUGUGAGGUCUCUUUGAGAUAAACCAAGACGGCGUCUAGGUAUUAUUCCUCCUUUCACCUCCUGUGUGCGUUCAGCUCUGCACCUCUGGUGGGCUGAACUACACUCAGUGUGGUGAGCCUGGGCGUGUUCAGAAAAAGGUGGGGGUGCCGAUACACUGGGGACCUUCGUGACCGUGGUAAUCGGGCCCUUCUUGAACGCAGUCUGGGUCGUACUAACAGAGACCUUAGUCUGUGAUAGUGCGCCAUCCCCAAUGUGGUUAUUAUCAGCGCGUUCUGAGAGAAACGGGGGCGCCGAUACGUUGGUUACGCCCGUAACCGUAGUAAUCAGGCCCUCCGUGAACGCAGCACGGGUCUGAACUGCACUGACUGAGGCGUUAGCCUGAGACAGAGCGCCGUCCCGAAUAGCGGUCGUGUCAUCAUGCCAUUAUCUGGCUGAGACUGCAGCCUGCUAUGUGAGACACUCACUACAGUCUGUAAAGUGAGGUCUUUAUAAGGUACACUUAAUACCUUUUAUAUACCUGCCUUAUGUGUGCGUUCAGCAACGCACCAUGGUGGGCUGAGCUGCACUCAUAGUGGUGAGAGCGAGAGUGAGGAAGGUCGAACGCUCUCGGAUGUAUUAUGGAAAAGGGGCUCUUUUUUGACAGUGUCAAGUAGAGCCAACUCUUUAUUACACACAUCAACAAAAAACAUUCUCCUCCAUACACUCAACGGUAGGGUGGGGGGGGGGACAGUGGGCUCGGUCACAGCAGGCGCUGCGCCGUCUUCCGUUCUCUCCCCCUCGCCUGUCAUAAACGGCGUCUCUUCUGGCCGCCCUUCGGGUGAUGCCAGGAUGACUCUUUAAUGACCUCUCUCGCCGGCACCUCUGGCGCUGCAGGGGGGGCGAGGCCCGCUCCCUUGCUGCUGGAGGCCGCCGUCUGACGCCAAGCUGUAGCGAGAGUAACGGCCGCCCUUCCUCAUAUCCACUUCCGGGUUGGAGGGAAUGGGGGGCAGCUUAAUCUCCCGCUGUUUAGCAGCCCACUCAAUGAGACCUGAAAAUUCAGAGCACAGAGAGGCUGUGGCGUCAUCAUCCAGGGAUGUAAUGACCUCACAAUUUCCGAAGGAAAAGGGGUGUUAAACAUCUGGGUCAGUGUAAUGAAUUGUUCCAAUAGAAUAUUCAUUUCUUCCCCAAUAGCCCUGUCAUCUCCUGAGUCAGCGCCUUCAGAUGAUGCCUCAGAAGCUGAGACUAACACUGAUAGCACAUCCUCAAGAGGAAUAUCCUCCCUAAAAAUGCCCAACGCUGCUUCCACUCCUUCAAAAAAGGAGGGCGCAGCUGGCGCAUAGUGGGGGAUUAAUGAGGCCGUCCCUGGCGUGCUGUGUCCCUCGACCCACGAAACAUAUGUCGGGGGGGGGGGGGUGACAGCCGCCAAGGGGAACAGCGACAUUGAGCUCUGAAAAGAGCUUUUGUUAAAUACUUACCCUAUGGAUAAGCUUGGUGUGCUCAUUGUAGGACGACGUCGAUGAUCUGGAAAAUCGACGGCGUUUUCUUCGUCCUGAGUCGUCUCUUCUUGGCUUCUUCAGUCUAGUCCAGUCGCUGAAGAUAAAGGGAGGCAGAUUGAGGGGAGGCAUCCCCUCUUAUAGGGACACCUGUACUCCUAUUGGCUGCAGGUGUGUGCAUAAUUUUGUCUCAGGCUGAUGCUGCCUUAGGGCAGAGGGUAAACCAAUAGGAGCAGAGCUCCCCUAUGGGGCGGAGCUCCACGAUAUAGAACUAUACUAUACAUAAGCGAUCUAUGUAAAAAAUUUAAAAAAUAAUAGCCUUACCAGCUCUAAUUUUGAAUAAUGUCUCUCUGGUCUUCCUCCAGGAUGUGAGACGGACUUUCAGCCGGAUGGGAUAGCGAAGCUGGCUCCGAUCGUGGCGUUGUACGCUGGGAAGCCUGACCUGCUGGAGAAGGUAGAGGAGGCUGUCCGAGUCACACAGAACAACGACGCCUGUGUGGCUGAGACGCUGGCAGCAGCAAGGUCCGUUUCCUGUGUAUAAAGGACGCAUGCUGUACGGUAUGGACAGGUAUCGUGACAUGGCGAUAACAGUGUAAGAGUUGUGAGUUCAGGUGGGCCUUCACGCUUCAGCAAACAAAGGAAAGGAGGGGUGUUCAACAACAAGGAUGUGUUGGUCUGACCAAGAGGACUAGGUAGAGGUAGAAUGGACUCAACAAAAGAAAGCAGAGACUUAUGUAUUUUUGCUCACUUUUAAUCCGUUGUACAGGAUGAGAACAGAUGACCGAUGUUUCGACGUCAAGCUGACGGUUUCCUCAUUCUAAUAGCUCUGCAAUAACUCUCUCAACCACAACUUUGAGGUUGUUUUUAUUAUGGUCUGUUGAAAUGUUAAAGAAAAGGAUAUUCCCACCAAAUGUCUUGUUGCGUUCCGGAUUGAAAAUGACUUGAUGUAAAGGGGACACAUUAUACACAGAGCCUAACACAAAAUGACAAACCCAAUAACUCUGGUUAUUUGGUUUAAAACCCACAUGGCUUUUUGUUUUUUUUUUCCGUUCCAGGAUCCUGGAGCAUUUCAUCCUGAACGGUCCUGAUGCGAAUGUCCUGGAUUCUGUUCUUGAUCAGCUCACUGACCCGAACAGGAAACAGCCACAGGACCUGGACAAAGCCGUGGUUGGUAUGUGACUCACUGACUGGGAGGCCCACCCUGGCCUGUGUCCCAAUAAUCAGUCCUUUCUCUUAAAGUGUGCACUCGUCCACUACUCUCCACAGUAAAUCUAAAAGCAGUAAAUUGGUUUAGGCAUGGGCCAGAGGAAGGUUCCACCCCGUCUUAUACUGGUCAUUUCCUUUUAAAUCCAUGAAGGAAAGUGCACACUUUGGAAGAAAGGACAGAUUAUUGAGACGCAGGCCCAGAGGCUCCACUACUGCUUCACUACACCCACGUCACGUGACAGGGGCAUGGAAGGAUGUAAUGCAAGGCCUUUUAUCUCUUUUAUUUCCUGUUCACUUAUUGGCCGGGGGAACAGGGACAUGUUAGAAGUUGUAACAGAAGGAGUGUUGGCAAAGCAGUAAACAAAUAUCUAAUUUAAUUAUGCUGUUUUAAAUAAUUUUGCAUUUUAAAAGCCCUAAACCUUUAUUACAAUAUGUUUGCAUCCUGUACGAAUAGUUACCAAGAAAAAAGUAAUUAUAUUAGAAUAGAUAGCAAGCUUCUCACAAUAAAGAUACAGUGGAGAGAACAAGUAUUUGAUACACUGCCGAUUUUGCAGGUUUUCCUACUUACAAAGCAUGUAGAGGUCUGUCAUUUUUAUCAUAGGUACACUUCAACUGUGAGAGACGGAAUCUAAAACAAAAAUCCAGAAAAUCACAUUGUAUGAUUUUUAAGUAAUUAAUUUGCAUUUCAUUGAAUGACAUAAGUAUUUGAUGCAUCAGAAAAGAAGAACAUAAUAUUUGGUACAGAAACCUUUUUCUGCAAUUACAGAGAUCAUACGUUUCCUGUAGGUCUUGACCAGGUUUGCACACACUGCAGCAGGGAUUUUGGCCCACUCCUCCAUACAGACCUUCUCCAGAUCCUUCAGGUUUCGGGGCUGUCGCUGGGCAAUACGGACUUUCAGCUCCCUCCAAAGAUUUUCUAUUGGGUUCAGGUCUGGAGACUGGAUAGGCCACUCCAGGACCUUGAGAUGCUUCUUACGGAGCCACUCCUUAGUUGCCCUGGCUGUGUGUUUCGGGUCGUUGUCAUGCUGGAAGACCCAGACACGACCCAUCUUCAAUGCUCUUACUGAGGGAAGGAGGUUGUUGGCCAAGAUCUCGCGAUACAUGGCCCCAUCCAUCCUCCCCUCAAUACGGUGCAGUCGUCCUGUCCCCUUUGCAGAAAAGCAUCCCCAAAGAAUGAUGUUUCCACCUCCAUGCUACACGGUUGGGAUGGUGUUCUUGGGGUUGUACUCAUCCUUCUUCUUCCUCCAAACACGGCGAGUGGAGUUUAGACCAAAAAUCUAUAUUUUUGUCUCAUCAGACCACAUGACCUUCUCCCAUUCCUCCUCUGGAUCAUCCAGAUGGUCAUUGGCAAACUUCAGACGGGCCAGGACAUGCGCUGGCUUGAGCAGGGGGACCUUGCGUGCGCUGCAGGAUUUUAAUCCAUGACGGCGUAGUGUGUUACUAAUGGUUUUCUUUGAGACUGUGGUCCCAGCUCUCUUCAGGUCAUUGACCAGGUCCUGCCGUGUAGUUCUGGGCUGAUCCCUCACCUUCCUCAUGAUCAUUGAUGCCCCACGAGGUGAGAUCUUGCAUGGAGCCCCAGACCGAGGGUGAUUGACCGUCAUCUUGAACUUCUUCCAUUUUCUAAUAAUUGCGCCAACAGUUGUUGCCUUCUCACCAAGCUGCUUGCCUAUUGUCCUGUAGCCCAUCCCAGCCUUGUGCAGGUCUACAAUUGUAUCCAUGAUGUCCUUACACAGCUCUCUGGUCUUGGCCAUUGUGGAGAGGUUGGAGUCUGUUUGAUUGAGUGUGUGGACAGGUGUCUUUUAUACAGGUAAAGAGUUCAAACAGGUGCAGUAAAUACAGGUAAUGAGUGGAGAACAGGAGGGCUUCUUAAAGAAAAACGAACAGGUCUGUGAGAGCCGGUAUUCUUACUGGUUGGUAGGUGAUCAAAUACUUAUGUCAUGCAAUAAAAUGCAAAUUAUUUACUUAAUCAUACAAUGUGAUUUUCUGGAUUUUUGUUUUAGAUUCUGUCUCUCACAGUUGAAGUGUACCUAUGAUAAAAAAUUACAGACCUCUACAUGCUUUGUAAGUAGGAAAACCUGCAAAAUCGGCGGUGUAUCAAAUACUUGUUCUCCCCACUGUAUGUAAUGAUCUAACACAUCUCUUAUCAAUUCUACUCUGUUUUUAGGCCACAUUUACCAGGUGAGGGAGAAUCUGACCAAGGCUCACCAGGAUCUGAUCCCCAGUGUGUUCCCCAACAGCUGAGGUCAGCUAUGUCAUCUCAGAUAACACUCAUUCCCUAACAACACAAGUUCACUUUUAACUGAACCUGUUUUUGAUGUUUUAUUUUUGGGAAUAUGAAAUCUAAACUGAAUUCAACGACGGUUGUUCAGCCUGUCUUGGUCUCAGUCUGUCAGUUGUGUGGGUUUACUGAUCGGGUUGGGUAUUGUACGGUUUCAAUCUUCUAGGUUUGCCCGGUGCGUUCCAAGCAGCGCUUCAUGGGGUCCUGACGGCUAAGGAGUUUGACCAGGCUAUCAGGGACACCAUGGUCUGCGGGGGGUGCACCUGCAGCAGGAGCUCAUUCAUCGGGGCCUGUCUAGGGGCUCAGGUAACUAUGGACACUAUUAAACAGGGCUUUACCUGGUCAGGUAACAAUGGACACUAUUAAACAGGGCUUUACCUGGGCAGGUAACUAUGGACACUCACACUAGUCUUUUCUUGCAACCGCUGACUUUGCUUACUAUGACUGUGCAAUGCGGUUGUCUCGCUUAGUUACCUUAAGAUGAAUGCACUAAGCGUAAGGGCAAGAGCAUCUGCUAAAUGACUACAAUGUAAAAAUAAAAUAAAAUCAAAUUUUAUUGGUCACAUGCGCCGAAUACAACAGGUGCAGACAUUACAGUGAUGUCAUAAACUGUAAUGUAUCAGGGCUCAAGUAUGGAACACUAUAACUAGGACCUAACUAACUUUGGAUCUCUCCUGGAUGUUCUGGUGACUUACUGAUAUGACUCAAGUAACUAUGGACACUAUCAAACAGGGCUUUACCUGGUCAGGUAACUAUGGACACUAUAUUAAACAGGGCUUUACCUGGUCAGGUAACUAUGGACACUAUAUCAAACAGGGCUUUACCUGGUCAGGUAACUAUGGACACUAUAUUAAAUAGGGCUUUACCUGGUUAGGUAACUAUGGACACUAUUAAACAGGGCUUUACCUGGUCAGGUAACUAUGGACACUAUUAAACAGGGCUUUACCUGGUCAGGUAACUAUGGACACUAUUAAACAGGGCUUUACCUGGUCAGGUAACUAUGGACACUAUCAAACAGGGCUUUACCUGGUCAGGUAACUAUGGACGCUAUAUUAAACAGGGCUUUACCUGGUCAGGUAACAGUGGUCAGGACAAACUCUGGGACAUACCUGUAAUUGAUCUCUUAUGUAUAUUCUGAUGUCCUAGGGUCAGGAGUUUCCUGGCCAUGUUUAUGACUUGGCUGGGAAAGACUAGGGCCAGAGUUGUUCCUGUUGAAGUCACGUAUGGGUCAUGAAAAACGUGUGACUCUUUAUUAAAUACAAAUACAUAUUUCAUUAUUUUAUAUAUAUUUUAUUUUAUUUUAUUUUUUUCAGAUUGGGCUUCAAGGCAUCCCUAAUUCAUGGAAGACGAAGACACUACGGUACAACUCUCUACUGGAACACUCCAAAAAAGUGACUGAACGUUAUCACCAAAUGUAAUCGAAUUACUUCUAUGACUGCUAUAUAUUCACGUUCUAGAUGACCACGUAUGUAAUGUAACCUCACUACCAACCGUUUCCGCUGUUAGGAGUCGUCAUCCCACCGUUCCCCUCUGUCUAUACACCUAUUAGACUACCAAACGCAUGAAGUGGAAUCAUCUUCACGUGACUGAUGCACUUUGACAGAACAUUCAAUGAAAGUCCCAGCCUAAACUAGUUCUACUACUGGGUUGGAACUGGAUGCUCAUGAUUCUGUUGAGUCACAACACGUUGUAUGAAAGAUGUUUCUGCUUGUUAUGUUCAAUGAAGGCAUUUUAUUUCUAUAUUAAAGCCAUCCUUAUAAACACUUACUCUGUGACUUGAUGUUUGUAUCCCUACCGUUGCUAGGGGAGAUGCUUGUGGAGUAAUGUGAUGAUUGAUGACGACGCAGAUGCCUAAGGAAAGGUCUGUGGUACAAGUGGGUUUAACGUGAGGUGAAAUGUAGGUUAAAACGCUCCCUCAUUAGAUAUCCACUGACCUAAAGCCCAGUCUGUUAAGUCAAUGACCCCCAACUCCUUACCACAGGAUUACACUGUAGUCUCUCUGAGAUUAAACCAUGUUAUUUUUCCUAAUGUUUAGAGAACAUUCCCAGAACAUUCCUACAUUUUUUUAAAACAAGAACAUAUUGGCCAGAACCACCCUUCCUGGACACUGUCCAUUUCAAUCUCUGAACCCGUACACACAAGGUGAAUUUACGAGCACACGUGGGUGCAUGCACGCUCACACACUCGCGCGCACACACACACACGCAGCCAAAUCAACACAUCAUUGCAAUGAUAUGAGUCACCCAAUGAACUGUAGAUAGAGUAUGGCAUGUUCAUGUCAUUUCCUGUAUUUUAUAAAGCUUUUUAAAAAACGAUUCAACAUGGGCUUUUUUUUUUUUUUUUCCUGCCUAAGACCCUCUCUCACCACAUCUGACGCAGAAAAGCUUUUUAUUCAUUAAUUUUUCUCCAGAAUUGAUUAUGGAAAUGCAGUAUUUGGGGGGGCCAAAUUACAGCUCAUCCAAAACAGUGCCGCGAGAAUUUCGUCAAACAUUCUCCUCCUUGUCUACAAAUCCCUGAAUGGCAUUGGACCUGCCUACCUGUCAGACCUACUCUCCCCCAUAUGAACCUCCACCCACCCUACGUUCAAGCCACGCCAAACUGCUCAGUGCCUCCGGGACCCGGCUCUGAACAAUGGGGGACCGUGACCACACCUUUUGGAACUCCCUUCCUGACGAACUCGGGGCAGCUCAGACGGUAGGUUUUCAAAGCUGGCCUUCACACUCCUCUCUAAUGGCUGACCUUCCUCCUAGACAUUUUAGUUUUAUCUGUUAUUUUAUGCACUUUGAGAUUAUUCCUGUAUAAUUUAAAAGUGCUUUACAAAUGUUGUUAUUAUCUCUGGGGUUAUUGUCUCAGUAAUAAGUAGGAAUUAUUGUGACUGAUUUUUGAUUUCAGUUUUUCUAUUAAUUUCCUAUUUUGUCCCCCUGCAGAACUACAAAUCCAAUAAAUCCAUGCAUCAAGAUAACUCUAUAGGGUCUAGUUAGUACUGCUAACUCUAUAGGGUCUAGUUAGCAGUACUAACUCUAUAGGGUCUAGUUAGCAGUAUUAACUCUAUAGGGUCUAGUUAGCAGUAUUAACUCUAUAGGGUCUAGUUAGCAGUAUUAACUCUAUAGGGUCUAGUUAGCAGUAUUAACUCUAUAGGGUCUAGUUAGCAGUAUUAACUCUAUAGGGUCUAGUCAGCAGUAUUAACUCUAUAGGGUCUAGUUAGCAGUAUUAACUCUAUAGGGACUAGUUAGCAGUAUUAACUCUAUAGGGUCUAGUUAGCAGUAUUAACUCUAUAGGGUCUAGUCAGCAGUAUUAACUCUAUAGGGUCUAGUUAGCAGUAUUAACUAUAUAGGGUCUAGUUAGCAGUAUUAACUCUAUAGGGACUAGUCAGCAGUAUUAACUCUAUAGGGUCUAGUUAGCAGUAUUAACUCUAUAGGGUCUAGUUAGCAGUAUAACUCUAUAGGGUCUAGUUGCAGUAUUAACUCUAUAUGGUCUAGUUAGCAGUAUUAACUCUAUAGGGUCUAGUCAGUAGUAUUAACUCUAUAGGGUCUAGUUAGCAGUAUUAACUCUAUAGGGUCUAGUUAGCAGUAUUAACUCUAUAGGGUCUAGUUAGCAGUAUUAACUCUAUAGGGUCUAGUUAGCAGUAUUAACUCUAUAGGGUCUAGUUAGCAGUAUUAACUCUAUAGGGACUAGUCAGCAGUAUUAACUCUAUAGGGUCUAGUUAGCAGUAUUAACUCUAUAGGGUCUAGUUAGCAGUAUUAACUCUAUAGGGUCUAGUCAGCAGUAUUAACUCUAUAGGGUCUAGUUAGCAGUAUUAACUCUAUAGGGUCUAGUUGGCAGUAUUAACUCUAUAGGGUCUAGUUAGCAGUUCAGUUUGUUUACCAAAGUGAUCUACGUCCUGUCUCUCUCUUCUCUGUGGUUCUGAACCCAACCCCACAGCUGAACUGACUCUUGAAUGUUCUUCCAGAGCCGGAUCCACAGCUGAUAGAUGUGGCCAAACACCUGGGCAACCUGCAGUUCAGAGUCUGGGAGAAGAUGCAGGGGAUUGUGAAAUACAGUGAGUAUCAUUUUACUUACCAUGAUGAACAAUUUCCUUUUAUUUAUGAUAUUUUUACCCCAAACAGUAAAACACUAAUGCAUUCAGACAAACAGGAGGAAAACGUGUACUAUGAUAUUCUUUAAAUAAUCUAUUAACAAACAAUUAUAUGUUGUGGUAAAACAUUUUUUCUUUUUAUAGAUCAACAGUAUGAAUAUUGUUUUUUAAAAGCAUUUAAAGUUCAAAUCAAUUAAAUGUUUUUCCUCUCUCCUGGUGUCAGUCCUGACUAGUUCUAAUCUCUAGUUCUGUCUGUUCAGCUCCUGUGAUUCUGGACCCACGUCUCGUCCUGUCUGACCUGUGUGGAAGCUCUGACUAG
This is a messenger RNA of Coregonus sp. 'balchen', 16010 nucleotides long. The record is from the annotation of a GenBank genome assembly. Lineage: Eukaryota; Metazoa; Chordata; Actinopteri; Salmoniformes; Salmonidae.